Molecule: messenger RNA, 7745 nt
Organism: Podarcis raffonei (Aeolian wall lizard)
Lineage: Eukaryota; Metazoa; Chordata; Lepidosauria; Squamata; Lacertidae
Gene: ESR1
Product: estrogen receptor 1
Exons: 10
Coding region: 933-2771 (612 amino acids)
Biological process (GO): steroid hormone receptor signaling pathway; regulation of DNA-templated transcription
Cellular component (GO): nucleus
Molecular function (GO): DNA-binding transcription factor activity; sequence-specific DNA binding; nuclear estrogen receptor activity
Source: RefSeq, a predicted model, not a curated record
ACCAUAUAUCUCCUUUAAAUUAGGUAAGCAACUUGUUAGUUUGUUUUCUGUCUCACAGGAUCUGUUUGUGCCCAAGGCAAACUUAAACAGCUGUGUUCCAGGCAGAAAUGGGAAGAUCAUGUGACAGAUGGGAAGGGCUUAGGAACCAGUAGGAAACUAAUCCCUUUCAGGGCCACUUCAGGCAAAUAUCAUACUACUCAGCAGUAGGUGAGUGGAGGGAAAUGACGGGCCAAUAAACUAUCUUUUGCUUCCAAGGACUAGGUGAAAAUGCAUACAGCUUUAACGUACCUUUGCCAACGUUUUGAGCUUGUGGCCCCAUUCUAAUGAAUAUCUAGCAGCAUGCAUUUCCUGCCUACUCCUUAACUAAUGCAUUUUUAAGAAGCCCAACUUUUUUUUGUUGUAGAGGGGGGAAUUUCUACCUUCUCCACAAUUUAUAACAUAGGAAAAGAAAUUCAUUUGGACCAUCUUAGAAUUUUCCUGGCAAAUUAAUAGCACUAUAUCCUGUCAUAUAUCUCUCAGCCUUGAUGGUAAGUUAAAAAACAAAACUAUAAAGUGCAGAGAGAGAAGCGGAGAAAACAGGAUUCACAGGGCUCUUUGGGUAUUUGAUAGAUUUCCCAACCUCUAGCAUAUGGUGGUGCUAGUACUUUAUUUUUCAGCCAGCCAGCCAGCCAGCCAGCAUGAUUAUUCAUUUUACAGUUCUAUCAGCCUCAUAGUUACUGCCAGAAAGAGAAUCUCAUCAUAGCUGAAAAUACAAGCACACAUGCAGCAGAAACCACUCAAUGGGAAAGACAUUUUAAUGUCUCUUGCUCCAGCUUUUGUCUCAGAAUGAGAAGAUUGGCUGCAACUCAGAUGAUCCUGUCAAAGUGGAUUGCCAGCUGCUGAUUUUUCUUCUAACACCCUACCAAGAUAUCGCACCCUCUCUGCCACUAACAAUGACCAUGACCCUUCACACAAAAACCUCAAGUGUCGCUUUACUGCACCAGAUACAAGGCAAUGAACUAGAGCCUCUCAGCAGACCUCAGCUGAAGAUUCCUCUGGAGCGGCCGAUUAGUGAAAUGUAUGUGGACAGCAGCAAAACUGGAGUUUUCAACUACCCAGAAGGUGCCGCUUAUGAUUUUUCCACUACUGCUCCGGUGUACAGCUCACCCAGCCUCAGUUAUGCCCCUACGACAGAGUCAUUUGGGUCCAGCAACUUGGGAGGAUUUCAUUCUUUGAAUAAUGUUCCUCCGAGCCCUGUUGUGUUCUUACAGACGGCACCUCAGCUUUCACCUUUCAUUCAUCACCCCAGCCAGCAGGUACCUUACUACCUUGAGAACGAACCGAACAGCUUUGCGAUGAGAGAAGCGGCCCCAACAGCCUUCUACAGGCAACCAAGAAGCAUUACGAGGGUUAAACCGGGCAAGAACGCUCAAGGAGAGUGCAAAGCAGAGCUGAUGAGGCCAGGCUCAGAUAACAGGCGUCAUGGUGGCAGAGAGCGAAUGGUCGGUGGCAACGAAAAGGGAAGCUUGUCCAUGGAAUCCACCAAGGAGACCCGCUACUGUGCAGUGUGCAAUGACUAUGCUUCAGGUUACCAUUAUGGCGUAUGGUCCUGCGAGGGAUGCAAAGCCUUCUUCAAGAGAAGUAUUCAAGGUCACAAUGAUUACAUGUGUCCUGCUACUAACCAGUGCACUAUUGACAAGAACAGGAGGAAAAGUUGCCAGGCUUGCAGGCUCCGAAAAUGUUAUGAAGUUGGAAUGAUGAAAGGUGGAAUUCGGAAGGACCGCAGAGGAGGCCGUAUAAUGAAGCACAAACGCCAAAAAGAGGAACAAGACAACAAGAAUUCGGGGAUUGUUGCCGAGAGAAGGAGCCCAAAUCUCUGGCCAAGUCCUUUGAUGAUCAAGCAUAACAAAAAGAACAGUCCAGCCCUGUCCCUGACUGCAGAUCAGAUGGUCAGUGCCUUACUAGAGGCUGAACCACCUGUUGUCUAUUCAGAAUAUGACCCUGGCAGGCCUUUCAAUGAAGCUUCUAUGAUGACACUGUUGACCAACCUGGCUGACAGAGAACUGGUGCAUAUGAUCAACUGGGCCAAAAGAGUUCCAGGGUUUGUGGAUUUAUCACUCCAUGAUCAGGUCCAUCUCCUGGAAUGUGCCUGGCUUGAGAUACUGAUGAUUGGCUUAGUGUGGCGGUCCAUGGAGCAUCCAGGAAAGCUAUUGUUUGCCCCUAACCUGCUGUUGGACAGGAAUCAAGGAAAAUGUGUUGAAGGUUUUUUGGAAAUAUUUGACAUGCUGCUGGCCACAUCUUCCCGCUUUCGAAUGAUGAACGUCCAGGGGGAAGAAUUUGUGUGCCUUAAAUCCAUUGUCCUACUCAAUUCUGGUAUCUACACAUUUCUUUCCAGCAGCUUAAAAUCACUGGAGGAAAAAGACCAUAUCCAUCGCGUUCUUGAUAAAAUCACAGACACCUUGAUACAUCUGAUGGCCAAAUCAGGCCUAUCUCUGCAGCAGCAGCAUAGGCGACUGGCUCAGCUCCUCCUCAUCCUUUCCCACAUUAGGCAUAUGAGCAAUAAAGGAAUGGAGCACCUCUACAACAUGAAGUGCAAGAAUGUGGUCCCUCUUUAUGAUUUGUUGCUGGAAAUGCUAGAUGCCCACCGUUUGCAUGCCCCUGCAGCAAAAAAACCACCGCCACGUGAAGAUGAGGCCAUGAACCAGUUAGCAACCACAUCCACUGCAAUGCAUUCCUUACCACCUUGCCGUGUGAACAAAAAGGAAGAUGCAAAGGAGCCAGAAACCAAAUGAGAGCCUACAUUUCAAAUAGCCUACAGCUUUCUGAUAAUCCCAUUAAAAAACUACCUACUUCAGGCUUAGCUGAACUGGUACCAUGUGUAAGCACUCCAAUACUCAACAAUCACCAGUGAUUCCCAAAGCAUUGCUUGAUGAUAUUGUUAGUGGAAUGUAUAAUUUUGGACAUAAUAUGGGGAGUCAGAAACAAUUAUCUCUGUUUAAUAUAAACAUAACACAAUCAUGAGGAUUCCUGAGGUCUUUUUGCUGGUAUCAGACUGAAAAUUUGGGUGACCUUUCUCUUUGAAAUCAACUGAGCAAAGAUCCCAGCUGAGUUUGAGUAGGUGAUGUUUACAUUUGAUGUUCAUUGGCUCUUUGAUAAAUGUAAGAACCCUAUUCCCCCCCAGCACACCCACGUACACACAAUAUGAUGGCGAACUACUCAGAUUUUGUUAGACUCCAGUCUCAUUCAUAUUUCAAGAAAAACCAACAGGAUUUAGAAUAUCACCAUUCAGGCUUUUUUAUUGUUAUUUCAGGGACGUAAUCUAUACACAGCUAAACAAAAACUUUAGACCACGUGAACAGAUGACUUCAGCAACAAAUCCUUCAAUUAACUUGUUAUGAGUGACAAAGAAGUGCUAGGUUGCAGUGUCACCCAUAAUGGGCUUGGUACAGCAUUACAGAGCUUAUGCUGGUAGAGAUGGAACAGGUAGUUUUAUGCAGAGCUAUUUUUCUAGAAAAAGAAGUGCCGGAACUCACCAUGAAUACCUCCCUCAUUCUUUUAGAAUGGCAAUGGCACCCACCUGAAAGGUGCCAGAACCCUUCUGAGAUGUGCCAGAACCAAGUUCCAAUGAGUUCCAGCUGGGAAAAGAAGCCCUGGUUUUAUGAUCACAUAAAGAAUUCUUAGAUGGGUAGCUACAGGCAGAAUCCAGCACAUGGGCCUACUAAUUUCUGCAAUGUGUUUGGAAUGAAAGGCUUGUACAAAAGUACUGUGCAGAAGUAUAUCCUUCGCACAGUUGUCUGGGAGUCAACCCUGCAUUAACAAUUAUAGCAGAAGUUUUUUAUAUAUUGCCUUUGACCAGAAAGGCAAUUAAUGCAUUUUAUAAAUAAGCAGAAGAAUCAAAAUGGUUCAGUUUAGAUACUACCUGAUACAUUAUAGUAUGAGAUGGCAAAAUCUGACUGAUCAUGUGGGAAGUUUUGUUGGUGCUGCCAGGAAGAUAUUACACUAGAAUGGGAGCUUCCCUUUGUAUGUUGCCAUUUUGUACUGCAACUGAACAGCUUGCUGCUGCAUACUUAGGGGUAGCAGCACUCUCACUUGUAUGAAUGGCAUUGAAUUUGGUCUCAAAGAAGAAGCUUGUAUCCUUACAAUUGCUGGGAAACAGAACAAUUGUAUCUAUUGCAUACUAUCAAUACUGCACAAGAGGACAAUAAUGUGGGGUCUUUGGGUUCUACAUAGGUACAGAAGUGAGUCUUCAUGUUUGUGACUGGAUGCUCCCCAGUGUACAAAAUAGCUCUGUGUUGAGUAACUACUGGCAAAGAGGAGGGAGGUGAUGUGAGUAAAGACAAUUUGUGUUGCACUGCAGCCGAGGUCACUUUCUGCCAUUGGCCCAGGCACAUACUGGCCCCAACUAAUGAUGAUGAGCACACACACCUGGGGGCAGAACAGAACCAAAUCUGCAGGUGAUCAUCAUGAGCUGCUUUUGUGGUAUAUAUUGUUGCGCUUCUGCCUCUACCCAAAAUCUAUAAAAAGCAGUACAAGCACUAAUGUUGUGAAUAGUUUUCAUCUCGUCUUAAUUUUGCAAAAUGCGCUCACCAAUGCCUAGAUAUUGAGCUUUAUUUCUGGUGGCCUUGCUUUUUAUUAACGUAAUGAAGUAUUUGUCUUUCUGCAUUCAAAAUGUACAACAAAACAACAAAAAUGGUUCUGCUUUGAAACUUCCCCAAAGCUGUUGGGGACUACAAAGUGCCUUGUCAGAAAUUGACACAUUUUCAAGUGAUAACUGCUUUCUUGUGUAUUGCAUAGCAUGAAGUAUAAGCAAGAAGUCAAAAUGUGUGUAGGACAACAUUUAAAAUAAUCAGCAAAGUUUAUCCAUUUGUAUCCCAGUGCUUAUAACACCCAAUACAUAUAAUUUGUACCCUUUUUUCUAGGGGGUAUUUUUAGCUAUUUCCCCAAUCCUCUGUUUCUUUGUGGGCACAGAGCUUUAUGUGUGUACAGAACUCCUGUGCUUGCAAGGACUUAUCCAUUAACAUCAGUGAAAAUGGCACAAAGGACAGCCAGGGGCUUUCCCUCCAUUAUAGUGAAUAGGGAACAAUUGUCAGGCACAAGAGCUCUGUGGUUGCAUUGGAUAACAGAGAUGUUGAACUCUGGAUGGAAGAUAAUGUGUACAACACAAAUUAACCAUCAUUGAUCUAAAUACACAGCUGCUUUCUUGGUUCUCCUACUUAAUAGCCACUUGUGUAAAUUACUUAAGUAGAUCUGAACUAAUUUUUGUAAUUUAUAGACUUCAGUUUUGAUAAAGACCAUGGAAAUAAUUGCUUUGGCUUCAGAAAGAAGCAAACAAAAACAAGACAAGCUACAAAGAAGCUGUGGGUGAGGGAGGGGAAAUGUCAGUUUGCAACCAGAAUUUGUGGUUUUAAAUCUCUAGUUUUAAUGCCAACAUACCUGUGGCAGGUUUAGCUUGGGAGUCCAAGGGGGAAUGUGUUACUUUCUAUUAAAUCUGUUUAACUUUGCAGGGGUGGGGUGGUUAGUUGUUACUAUUGUUAGAUUGUUGAACGCAUUGUUUUAUCAUUAUUAUUGAAAGCACCUUAAAUGAUGUAAUGUGUGUGUUUGUAUGCAUAUUAUAUACACACAUGCAGAGCUCACCUAACAGACAACUGAAUGUAACUGUUGUAUUAACCCAGUCAACCGACUAAAAUACAAAAAUCACCAUAUGUUGUUUUUAUACUUUUCAGCUAUCCUCUCAUAUGCAAUCAUUUGUGCCUAAGGCUUAGCGAUUGUUAGAAAUCACUAUUUCAUAUCAAUUUUUAUAUUUACAUUAGCCAAGACAGCACUAAUUUAGCCUUGUACCUGAACACGAUGAGGAACUAUCCUUUAAUGAAGGAAGGACAUUCAAGGCAGCUAAUUACGUUUCUUACCAAAAUACUACUAAUGAUGGAUAUGAAAGAUACCAAAUAUGGCAAGGAUUGGUUCUUCUUUUUAAACCUAACGGUUGAUACUGCACUUAAAUUUAAAGACCAAAACAUAAAACGCCCUGGAGAUAUAGAAAAUGUAAUCUUGCUACAUGCCAAAUCAUUGUAAUAUGUUGGAUUAACUUGCCUUAUCUAAUGUCAAUUAACAGGCUCACUGGAAAUACACAGGAGUGGAAAAGCCUUGAUUGGUGAUAUUUGUCUCUUUUCAUUAUUUCUUUUUUUGGUAAGGGCAAUUUUUAUAGCCAAGUAUGAAAGCCAUUCUUGUAUUUAAUGGUAUUGUGGACUCUUGCUCAGGCAAACCUCCUGCAGAUAAUCAGCCUCACCCAGUCAUCGUUUUCUGUGUGGCAGGGUUAUGCUUUUCUGUAUGCUCAUGCCAUCUGAAAUGCCCCUACUACACACAGAAAACAAUGAGAGACUUAUUGUUCUGUCUCCUGCAUGGGAAAAAAAUCAAAUCUGUAAGAGAUAGUGCUGCGCAACAGUAAUUGUCUUUUUAAAAAAUCCUUCCAGUAGCAACUUAGAGACCAACUAAGUUUGUUAUUGGUAUGAGCUUUCGUGUGCAUGUAUACUUCUUCAGAAGUGUGCAUGCACACGAAAGCUCAUACCAAUAACAAAUAACAAACUUAGUUGGUCUCUAAGGUGCUACUGGAAGGAUUUUUUUUAUUUUGUUUCAACUACGGCAGACCAGAACGGCUACCUACCUGUAACGAGUAAUUAUCUUAUCUGUUUGGAUGGCUUGCCACCAGAACAGGCACAAUUUAGUGAACUUGAACUGUGAACAACCAAUCUGAUCUGCCAGACUGUCUAGCCACAUCCUAACACAAAGGUGAAUCUCUACCUGCAUCUUAAUGCAAGAGUGAGUGCAUAACAACAUCACAGUAUUGUGUUCAGUACUAAUUAUUGAUGUGCCGCACAGGUAACUUGCAGCAUACGCACAUUUAACUUGUAUUCAUCCAGCUCUAUGAGAUUGGCAAAUUUAAAAAAUUAAAUUAAAAUGGGGACAAAAAUAUGGGGGGGGGGGCAUCUGGGGAAAAGAACGUUGGCAAUCCCACCACUGCACCCAAUGUGUUUUGAAUAUACAUGAUUUUGGCUGUAAGUGCUAUCCUCAGAAUGUUACCCUCACAUAAAUUGAGAGUUGCCUGUAUUAGUUACAUUCCUGGUUAUUGCUGGGGCAAGCCAACUGAGGGACAGCAAGAAUUACAGUGGAAACUCCUGGAUGUUUGUGUAUGUUGACUUAAGCCACUGCACAAUUGAUUAAGGAAUUUUCAUCUUAAUGUAGUCUCAAAACACUUGGGGCAAAAAUUGCCCGUUUUUUGGUGUAAUCUCUCACAUUACUUACUAUCCUGUUAGUCUCAUGAUAAUAUUCUGUGACAGAAAACAAUGCAAGUGGCCGAAUUUUUCCUUGAUGGUUUUCCAUUAGCCUAUUGCCAUUUAAAAAGUUGUCCUUCUGUACAUAAUUAUCAACCUAAACUUGCCCAUUGGAAAAUUAGCUAUGCCCUGAUCCGGCUUUCAUCGUGUCUUACAACUAAGUUCUAAGUGGGGAAGCACAUUCCCAUCCACCUCAAAAAAACACAUCUAGUUAGUUUUAAGGAGCCUAGAUAAGCAUCUUCAUUAGCAUUUGCUGUACACAUGGAAUCCUGCUUACACAGCUUUUAUUUGCUGGAUUGUGGUGCUAGUACUUGCCAUACAAUUUGGUAUGGACUUGAGCCUUCAUUUUACAGACAUGUUCUCAGUGCUACUGCUUUUAAAAUGCAAAGCUAAAAGCCAACUUUUAAGUACACAAACUUUUGAAGAUGCAAAUGCUCUGCA